AUGGAGAGCAACACAUCCGAUGGAAAAUGGGACAGUUUACCAGUAAAACUCCAUGACAGCAUAUUACAGACCCUCAGCGAACUGGGGUUUACGUUCAUGACCCCUGUCCAGUCUGCCUGCAUACCGCUGUUUAUGAGCAACAAAGAUGUUGCUGCCGAAGCGGUUACAGGCAGUGGGAAGACUCUUGCUUUCGUAAUUCCAAUUUUAGAAAUUUUACAAAAGCGUGAAGAAAAGCUUAAGAAGAUGCAGGUUGGCGCUUUGAUAGUCACUCCUACACGGGAACUCGCGAUUCAGAUCAGUGAAGUGGUGGGAAGAUUUCUCAAGGGGUUUCCUCAGUUCAAACAGAUUCUUUUGAUUGGUGGCAGCAAUCCUAUUGAAGAUGUAGAGAAGUUCAAGACUCAUGGGGCCAAUAUAGUGAUUGGGACUCCAGGGCGUCUGGAGGACAUGUUCAGAAGAAAAGCCGACGGGCUGGACCUGGCCAGCGCUGUGAAGUCUCUGGAAGUCUUGGUUCUGGAUGAGGCGGACAGGUUGCUCGACAUGGGCUUCGAAGCAAGUCUGAACGCUAUCCUGGGUUGGUUACCAAAGCAACGUCGUACAGGGCUGUUCUCAGCCACGCAGACUCAGGAGCUGGAGAAGUUAGUCAGGGCUGGCCUGCGUAACCCUGUCCGCAUCACUGUGAAAGAGAAAGGUGUUUCCGCCAGCAGCGUACAGAAGACUCCGGCACGGCUGAGUAAUUACUAUACAAUUUGCAGAACAGAAGAGAAGUUUAACACCCUGGUGGCUUUCCUAAGACAACACAAGCAUGAGAAACAGCUGGUGUUUUUUAGCACGUGUGCCUGUGUGGAGUAUUAUGGGAAAGCCUUGGAGGUUUUAGUCAAAAAUGUCACUAUUCUCUGUAUCCAUGGCAAAAUGAAACACAAACGCAACAAAAUCUUCUCUGAGUUUCGGGAGCUGAAAAGCGGGAUCCUCGUGUGCACUGACGUCAUGGCCCGCGGCAUCGACAUUCCGGACAUGAACUGGGUUCUGCAGUACGACCCUCCCAGCAGUGCCAGCUCCUUCGUCCAUCGAUGUGGAAGAACAGCCCGUAUCGGUAACCAAGGCAACGCCCUGGUGUUCCUGCUCCCAAUGGAGGAGUCUUACGUGAAUUUCCUCUCUAUCAACCAGAAAUGCCCUCUGCAGAGAUUCCCUCCCGUUAAAGACGUGGUGGAUUUAUUGCCCAAACUGAAGGCUCUUGCUUUGGGAGACCGCGCCGUGUUUGAGAGAGGCAUGCGGGCUUUCGUCUCCCACGUCCAGGCCUACGCCAAGCACGAAUGUAGCCUCAUAUUUCGAGUGAAAGAUCUCGACUUUGCGGCCUUGGCUCGGGGGUUUGCUCUCCUGCGCAUGCCGAAAAUGCCUGAGCUGAGAGGCAAGACCUUCCCAGAUUUUAAGGAGGAGAUCGCCGACACCGACUCCAUCCGAUAUAAGGACAAGAACAGGGAGAAACAUCGGCAAAAAAUGUUAGCGGAAAGGAGGGAAAGGCCGGCAACAGUCAAGAAGAACUUCGUCAAGAACAAAGCCUGGUCCAAGCAGAAAUCUAAAAAGGAAAAGAAGAAAAAGUUGGCGGCCAAAAGGAAGUUGGAUGAGGAUUCGGACAUGGACGACGAGGACAUGAAAGAGCUUUUAAAUGACACUCGUUUGCUUAAGAAACUGAAGAAAGGCAAAAUCAGCGAGGAUGACUUUGAAAAACACGUGACGUCUGGAGACAAGUCGAAGCACAGGAAAACGCUCUCCCCUCACGAGGAAAGCUCAGAAGGAGAGUAGCACAUGUGUGUCUGUGUAUAUGUACACGUGACGGAGUGUUCAGCUACUCGAGUCACUCAGUGUACAGACUACUGUUUCUCUCAGAUAUGGAAAUAUAUUCCACCAGCAUCAUCCUGACCUUCAACAUCUACGGACUCUGAAGGAAACAGCGGGAAAACAGUCAACGUGUGAACAACUGGAGGACAGUAUUUCUUUUGAGAUUUUUGUAGAGCUCUUCUCAGACUCCCAGGGGACGUAAGUGAUUGAAAAAUAAAACUCUCAACAACAAAAACAACCCGAAAUAAUCGAACUCUUGGGCUUAUAUGCAUCAGAUGUCUCAGAGUGAGUGUGCUGAUCUAGGAUCAGGUUGUCUUGGUCCAUGUAAAUUAUAUUUAUUGGGUUUAUGAAAGGCAAACCUGAUCCUAGAUCAGCAGUUGUACUCAUAGAACACUGAUGCAUACAGUCAUAACAGUAACUAAUUAUAACAAUACACUGAGGUGACACACAAGCCAAGGAAACAGCUCUUUCAGUGGGUGUCUUUGAGCAGAGCAGAUGUUUUACCCUAAAAGUUUUUUUGGUCUUUUUUUUCCCCGUGAACUUUUGUUGUAACAUAGAAUUGAGACCUGUAUAACCUGGGUAAAAAAACCUGGGCAGGGGCGGGAGGGUGGAAUGGAUCUUGUGUCUGAGGAUGG
This is a messenger RNA of Chanos chanos (milkfish), 2471 nucleotides long. It is a transcript of the gene ddx55, whose product is annotated as DEAD (Asp-Glu-Ala-Asp) box polypeptide 55. Lineage: Eukaryota; Metazoa; Chordata; Actinopteri; Gonorynchiformes; Chanidae. The transcript has 14 exons. The record is from RefSeq and is a predicted model, not a curated record. The coding region runs from base 1 to 1800 and encodes 599 amino acids. Gene Ontology annotation, molecular function: ATP binding; RNA helicase activity; nucleic acid binding.